This is a messenger RNA of Penicillium salamii, 2085 nucleotides long. The record is from the annotation of a GenBank genome assembly. Lineage: Eukaryota; Fungi; Ascomycota; Eurotiomycetes; Eurotiales; Aspergillaceae.
AUGUCAACCCCGACGAAUCCAUCGACUGCCCGUACCCCAACCGGACCAAAUGGCGGACCCCCGAGAAUGCGUCGCCCGAAAGCCGCAGAUCCUUUGGUCCGACCAAAGCGUCGACCGUUGCCCAAACCAGCUACGGCUGCAGUAGGUGGCUACAGGUCAGCUGCCAAAUCGCUUCCUUCGCGCCCAUCGGACUCUGCCUCGGUGUUUCAAUCGGAUAGACCUAUGAUCGAGCUUUCAAACAAUGAGAUGGCAUCCAACGGAUUCAGUGGACCUCUUCUCAGCGACAAAUACUGCGAUUAUCCCGUAGUGACCACAAAGCGAGCCUUGAUGGAGGGACUGAAGCACCAUGUGGCGCGAUUCGCCUCCAAGAAAAGCGUCGACCCACGCGAUGAAUCUCAAUUUACACGACCCGUUCGACUUCACCGGCGGGACCCGCGCUCGCGCACACAGGAUCCAAACGCAGGGAGGACCGAGGUGGAUGGGGAGCCGAUGGAUGCAGCGGAGCGGGAGGCCUAUGAUGCCCGGAAGGACGCCCGCGAGAAGGAGCGCGCUCAGAACCUAGCGCAAAUCGCCCCUGCCCUGGGUUCCACCUCGAAGCGCCCAAACGCCCCCAAACAGAAGACACAGCAAGUUUUCAAGUCAGACAUGACACCAGAGGAGAUCGCCAGAGCGCGCAUCAAGUAUGAGGAGGCCUUGCCCUGGCACUUGGAGGACUUUGAUAACCAGCACACUUGGGUCGGAAACUACGAGGCAGCGUUAUCUGAAACCCACGCAGUGUUCAUUAUGGAAAACGGCAAGAUGCGAAUGGUGCCAGCUGAGAAGUGGUACAAGUUCAAUGCGAAGAGUAAUUUCAAGGCUUUGACGAUCGAUGAAGCCGAGAAAUUCAUGGCCAAGAGAAUCAAAGAUCCGCGAUGGUUCAUGGAAAAACAGCAACAAAUGGCAGAGGAGAAAGAACUAGCAACAUAUGCCAAACAGCGCAAAGUCUACGCUGGAAAGCAAGGCGCACAGGCGGGCAAGGGCGAGGGACUGGAGGGUGGCGAAAUGGACUUUGAAGAGGAUCGGUUCGCCGAUGACGAGGAGCAUGAUGACCUCUUUAAUGAAGACGAAGACGCCAAAGAUGCCGAGAAAAGAAUCAAAGAAGACCAGCUCAAGGCAAACGUCUUCAAUCUCAAGGAUGAAAAGGAAUACGACGCAGAAGAAAUUCGAGAGAAGCGGGAGCGGGAGGCUCGUCGUGUAUUGGGUAAGGGUGUUCGCAAGGCAUUGAAGAAGAGAGAACGAAACUACGACUACAGCAGCGGCUCGGAUGCCAACCCAUACUCAGACGAGGAGAGUUCCGACGACAGUGAAACCGAGCGUGCCAAGGAAGAAGAGCGCAAAAAGGCAGAAGAAGAAAAGAACCAGAAGGACUCGGCGGCCUCCUCCAAGGGCAACAAUACACCCUCUGGUCGACCCAAACACACCGACGCCUUAAAGAAAGCAGCUGGAUCCCGGAAGAGACUUGGAUCACCCAAUGCCUCCGAUGCCAGCGGCACUGACACUUCCCGGAAGAAGGUCAAGAACAUGCACAAUCUAUCCUCUCAGCCACCAUCGCGUCCAAUUUCCCCCUCGGCGCUACCGACUGGCAAGAAACGUGUGCGACCUAACGCCCCCGGUGGCGCAGGAUCUGGCAGCGAUGUUGACACUGGUGUCGGGUCUGGAGCGGAAAUGACUGAAAAUGGGAAGCUCAAGAAGCUCAAGCUCAACCCUCCGACUGGUUCCCGUAGUGGCACCCCACAAGGCUCCCGGGCUGGUAGUCCCAUGGCGGGUCGACCUCCUGGAAGUCGUGCCAGCAGUCCGGAGGGCAUGAAACGCCAAGCUCGUGUAUCGACCCCUGUGUCUGGCAAUCAGCCGUUCCCUACCGCUGCUGAAAUCCACGCCGCCAUCCCGGCUGCCGGUAUCCUUAGUACUGACUUGCUGAGGAUCUUCCGCCCCCGCAUUGGUGGCUCCAAGGAGAACCACCGCAGAUUCAUUGCCAUCGUCCGGGAUGUCGGUGUUUACGGGAAGGAAGAUCGCAUGUUACGCCCUGGUAAUUGGAAAGGCAACUAA